Molecule: messenger RNA, 2724 nt
Organism: Camelina sativa (false flax)
Lineage: Eukaryota; Viridiplantae; Streptophyta; Magnoliopsida; Brassicales; Brassicaceae
Source: RefSeq, a predicted model, not a curated record
AUGACAACCACCAACGAUGGAUCAACUCCACCAAUGAACUCGACCCUGAACCCAAACCCGACAGCGACAACGACUUCGACGAUAACAACGACGGAGGGUACGAACUACGAUGAAUGGUCUUGUGGUAUGAAGACAGCCCUCUACUCACAAAAGAAAUUUGGGUUUCUCAACGGUGUAAUCCCACGACCCGAUGAAGGCUCUCCGGACCUUGAAGACUGGUGGACAAUCCAGGCGUUGCUUGUGUCAUGGAUCAAGAUGUCCAUCGAUCCAGUUCUGCGCUCUAACAUCUCUCAUCGAGAUGUUGCGAAGGACCUGUGGGACCACUUGAAGAAGAGGUUUUCGGUGACCAAUGGACCAAGGGUUCAACAAAUCAAGGCGGAUCUUGCGGGCUGUAAACAAAGGGGUCUCACUAUUGAGGCUUACUUUGGAAAAUUAACUCGUAUUUGGGACAGCAUGGUAAGCUAUCGUCCUCUUCGCCUUUGUAAGUGUGAGUGCGAUCUUGGCACGCUUCAAGAAAGAGACCGUGAAGAAGAUAAGGUACAUCAGUUUUUGUUUGGACGUGAUGAUACCCUUUACCGAACGGUACGCUCGAGCUUAGUCUCACGAAUUCCGAUCCAACCUUUGGAGGAGGUUUACAAUAUUGUUCGUCAGGAAGAAUAUUUGUUGCGAAACGACGCCAAUAGUCGUGAGGAAACAACUGAGGUCAGUGCCUUCGCUGUUCAAGCAGUACAAAGUGUUCGUCGAGACGAACAUGACAAGCAUGUCGUGUGUACGCAUUUUAACCGUAUUGUUCACUCAAGCAAGAGUUGUUACGGCAUCAUUGGGUAUCCGAAGUGGUGGGGGAAUCGACCACGUACUCGUGCAUCACCAAGUCAAGGUCGUGGAUGUGGAGGUUCCCAUGGAAGUAUGGGACGUGGACGUGCUAUGACGUUUGCCAAUGCUGUUCAGGUUGCCACUCCUACCAGCUCUGCGAAUGCUAACUAUGUUGUUACGGAUAAUGAUCAUGACAAAGUGGAAGUCAGCGAUGCUCAGUGGAGGGCCAUUAAAAACCUUCUCAAUGCCGGCAAACCCAAUGAGUCUGAAAAAUUAACGAGUACGUGUUUUCUUCCUUUUUGGAUUCUUGAUACGGGUGCCUCCCAUCACUUAACAAGUCGUCUAGAUAUCUUAACGGAUGUUAGAGAUAUGGCACCGGUUGGGGUUGUGUUAGCUGAUGAUAGAGAACGUAUUUUGGUGAAAGAAGGUUCUUCUGAGUUGAUUUCGUUGAGUCAGUUGAUGGAUGAGAACCAAUGUGUUGUCCAGUUGGCUGAUCAUUUCCUUGUUGUUCAAGACCGUGCUUUGAGGACGGUGACAGGAGUUGGUAAGCGUUUGGGAGGGACCUUUCACUUUAGAAGCUUGGAGUAUGCUGCAUCCGUUGUUAUAAGAGAUGAGAAGUCCUUUGAGCUCUGGCACAAUCGCAUGGGUCAUCCAGUUGCUAAAGUCGUGGGUCUACUGCCUGGUGUUUCUCUUAAUAAUUCUUCUACUUUUUUGAAUAAAGCGUGUGAUACAUGUCUCCGCGCUAAACAAACACGGUUGAGUUUUCCGAUUAGUGAGAAUAAAACGACAAAGAUUUUCGAAUUGAUUCAUUGCGACUUAUGGGGACCGUAUAGGACUCCCACUUAUUCUGGUGCACGAUUCUUUCUCACUAUCGUCGAUGAUUACUCGAGAGGUGUGUGGAUACACUUGUUGAAUGAUAAAUCAGAGGCUCCAACUCAACUACAGAAUUUCUUAGCAAUGACAACACGACAGUUCAACACACCGGUUCAAAAGAUACAUAGUGAUAAUGGGUCUGAAUUUGUUUGUUUGCGUGACUUCUUCAAAUCUCUUGGCAUAAUACAUGAAACGUCUUGUGUUGGUACUCCGCAACAGAACGGGCGAGCUGAGAGGAAACAUCGGCAUAUACUAAAAAUUGCUCGAGCUUUACGGACACCAAGCUCCGUUCUUCAGGGUUCUACUCCUUAUGAGCGCUUGUACAAAGCCAAACCUUCCUACGCACAUCUCCGAGUCUUUGGCAGUCUGUGUUAUGCUCAUGAUCAGUCUCACAAGGGUGACAAGUUUGCGUCUCGGAGCCGUAGGUGUGUUUUCAUGGGUUACCCGUAUGGGAAAAAAGGUUGGCGGUUAUACGAUCUUGAAAAAGCCCAGUUCUUUGUUUCACGCGAUGUUGUGUUCAGUGAAACAGAGUUCCCAUAUGCCUUUGUUCAUGCCGACGAACCAGAGGAGGAAGUGGAUAUGUCGCCGUACUUAACUUCUCUGUUUCACAAGGAAGAGGAUGCAAAUCAGGUGGGCCGUUCACAAGCUCCUAAUUUAGUUGGUCCUGUCACUUAUGACCCACCUGUUAUUGGGCAUGUGCCAAACCCACCGGUUAUUGGGCCUGUGCCAAACCCAACUUUUAUUGGACCUUUACCAAAUCCAUCUCCUUUGCCUUUCCCUUCUUGUGAUCAUCGUGACACGAUGGCGACGAUACAUCAGGACACACGCCGGCACACCGACGUACCAGCUACGAAAACACAGCCAUCGGUUGUGGCUUCGGUUCCUAUGGAGCCAGAACGGCUCGGUCGAGGUCAUCGACAGAAAACAAGAUCGGUCAAACUCAAAGAUUUUGUGGUCAAUACAAGUUACAAUUCCACAACUUCAACCGAUGCCUCGACCUCUCACUACCCGGUGGCUAAUUAUGUUGAUUGUGAAUGA